AUGCCUUCACAAACCAAUCUCGCGGAGGUUCUUCAGGAUCAAAGCAUUAUCAAGCCUUUCGCCUUAAUUGGGAGCGAGUGGAUUGAAGGGAAAAGAAAAUUUGCGGUCACGAACCCAGCAACAGGCAAAGAAAUCAUUAAUGUAGCUGAUGUCGGGCGAGGCGAGAUAUUAGCGGCAAUCGAAAAUGCACAACAUGCCUUCACGACUUUUGGCCGGACUUCAGAGUACGAACGAGCCACAAUGCUGAGAAAAUGGGCCUCCUUACUCCUCACUCUUGAGAACGGCAAAACUCUGGCCGAAGCUGCGGCGGAGGUGGAAUAUGGUGCUUCUUAUCUUGAUUGGUUUGCAGAGGAGGCGAUUCGAUCUUAUGGGGAUACUAUUCCGUCAAGAAAUCCUGCUACUGCAAACUUCGUCAUUCGCCAACCGGUAGGAGUCUGUGCCAUUAUUGCGCCGUGGAAUUUCCCAAUUGCGAUGAUCACGCGCAAACUGGGACCGGCUAUCGCGGCGGGAUGCACAGCCAUUGUUAAGCCACCACGAGAAACCCCAUUGUGUACAUCAGCACUUGGGCAUCUCGCUCUUCAAGCAGGCAUCCCACCGGGUGUUAUUCAGAUUGUUCCGUCUACGGAUCGAGCUGCAACCGCGGAGCUUUAUACACAUCCAGCGAUACGCAAAGUCAGUUUCACAGGAUCGACCAAUGUCGGCAAAAUUAUUUCGGAGCAGGCCAUCCGCACGAUGAAGAGAUUCUCAAUGGAGCUAGGUGGAAAUGCACCUUUCAUUGUCUUUGAUGAUGCAGACAUCGAUGUGGCAGUCGAGGGCGCUGUAAACUGCAAAUUCCGAGGCUCGGGUCAAACUUGUGUGUGCGCAAAUCUGCUGUACGUUCAGCGCGGUAUCCAUGACAAAUUCACGCAGCGCCUAGCCGAUCGUAUGCGAUCGUUUGUUGUCGGAUCUGGCCUUGAUCCAAAAGUUACCCAUGGUCCGCUGGUGAAUGACGCCGCUGUCCAGAAAGUCAGGACACAUAUCGAGGAUGCAUUAGCCAAGGGUGCCACUUUAGUUAUGGGCGGUACAGUUCCUAAAUCCCCAGGAUUCUUUAUUGAGCCGGCAUUGAUGACGGGAAUCACUGGAGAGAUGAUAGUCACAAGGGAGGAGACCUUUGGCCCGCUGGCGGCGAUCAGAAUGUUCGAUACGGUCGAAGAAGUGAUCGAAAGCGCCAAUAACACUGAAUUUGGUCUCGCUGGUUACUUCUUUAGCCAGAAUUUGCAAACCAUUUGGCGGGUAGCAAGGGCUUUGGAGGUCGGAAUGGUGGGUGUGAAUACAGGUAAGAUCAGCGCUGCAGAAGUGCCAUUUGGAGGAGUGAAAGAAUCCGGGGUCGGACGCGAGGGAAGCAGAUAUGGUUUAGCAGAGUAUCAAGUCAUGAAAACUGUAACUAUAGGGGGUUUGCCGGCCUAG
This is a messenger RNA of Aspergillus pseudotamarii, 1446 nucleotides long. Its product is annotated as NAD-dependent succinate-semialdehyde dehydrogenase. The record is from RefSeq and is a predicted model, not a curated record. The coding region runs from base 1 to 1446 and encodes 481 amino acids. Gene Ontology annotation, molecular function: succinate-semialdehyde dehydrogenase (NAD+) activity. Lineage: Eukaryota; Fungi; Ascomycota; Eurotiomycetes; Eurotiales; Aspergillaceae. The transcript is spliced from 2 exons.